GUGCUCCCGGCGGUUGGGAACCAUCACGGAAAUGUUGCUCCUGCAAAUACUCCUCCUAUCUCGGGCUCUCUGCCACUGGGUAUAUGGUGCAGAUUCUCAUGCCUUCACCAUGGUCCAGCUGGCCUACUUUCCGGAGAAAGGUGUCGUUGAUUUUGCCGGGAAUGCCACUCUGGAUGGGACCCUCACCCAUAGCCUGGGGAGCCACCAGGGGCAAUUAAAUGUGAGUCAGCUGCUCUCACUGGAGUCUUCAGACGUUUGGAAGCAGAGGAAGGACAGCCUGCAUGAAUACCUAGAGUUCUUCAAGGGUGUGGUCACACUUGUUGCUCAAGAAAGGAAUGUACGAUACCCCAUACAUGUACAUUGUACUAUAGGCUGCCAGCUUUUUGAGAAUGUCACUAAGAGCUUCUAUGAAGUUUUGCUCAACGGAACCGAAUUCCUGAGAUUCCAUGCAACCAAUCACAGCUGGGUGCCCUUAAGAGAAACUGAAGCAGCCAGCUAUGCCAGUCUCAAGCUGAACGAAUUCCCCCACAGCUCCACCAGCCUACAGUUCUUCCUACAGGAAACAUGCAUCAACUUUGUGAGGGAGCGCACCAACGUGGAAGAAGCCUUGACUGGGAAACGCAAAGGACGCCCUCAUGCUCCCCUGGUGCUCGGUAUCAGCAUUGGCUCCCUUGCUCUAAUAGGCCUAGCUGUCUGCAUCUUCUUAUGCACAGGUGGGAAGAGAUAGCACUCAGCAUUAACACAUUACAUGGACCAGCUGCUUUCCAAGUGGUUUAGCCAAGCUCAAUGGAAGACUGCGAUUCAACCCUUUACAUCCGUGAUUGACUUUCUGGGAAAGAAAAAGGUCUAUGCAAACCUGUAUCCCUUACCUCGUAGGUGAGAGACCUAGAGCAGCAGUUAAUAUUACUAGUGCCAUGGGAGUCUUUUUAUUUCCUUCCUGGACAAGUGACCGCUCUGCUCAGCCUUUAUUUUACUAUGAUGCAUUGUACAUGAGGCUGCCUUUGAAGACAACCCAGAAACUUCAGCUAAAGCAACAAGACUGUGAGUUCUGCGAGCAGGUGUUAUGACCUUAUUGCACUGGUUCUCUCUUGCCUGCACUGGCUUCUGAUUAAUUUCUGGGCCCAAUUCUAAGUGUUGGUUUUGACCUAUAAAGCUCCAUACUGCUUGGGAUUUUGGUACCGGAUGGAAUGCCUCCUCCUGUAUGUAUCUAUGUGUGCCUUAAGGUAGUCCUAGUCCAGGGACACCCUUCUUCAUAUGUCCUCUCACUCUGAUCCUCAGAGGGUGGCAACAAGGGUUGCUCAGUGGUGGCGCCACACAGUGACCCCGUUCAGACAACACGCUAAACCAUGCUGCUUAAACACUGGCCCGCUUGCAUUGGCUGCCUAUGUGUUUCUGAGCCCAAUUCAAGGUGCUGGUCUUAACCUAUAAAGCCCUACAUGGCUUGGGACCACAAUGCCUGAUGGACCACCUCUCCCGACAUGAACCUACCUGUACACUGCGCUCAACAUCUAAGGUCCUACUCCGAGGGAAGCUCGGAGGAUGGCAACAAGGGAGAGGGCCUUCUCAGUGGUUGCCCCCUGACUGUGGAAUGAUCUUCCCGAUGAGGCUCGCCUGGCGCCAACGUUAUCUUUUUGGCACCAGGUCAAGACUUUUCUCUUCUCCCAGGCAUUUUAACAGCAUUUAACAACGUUAAGUUUGUUUUUAAUGGACCCCAGAAUUGUUGUUUCUAAAUGGAUACUGUUGUUUUUAUGUUUUUUAAAUUUUUGUAUACUUUUAAUGUUUACUAUUUUUAAUUGUUGUAAACUGCCCAGAGAGCUUCAGCUGUGGGGCGGUAUAUAAAUGUAAUUAAUUAAUUAAAUAAAUAAAAAUGGUUAACAGAAUGCUUAGCCAUGGUUUACGGUGUCGUCUAACACACGUUUCCCCUAACCAUUUGCCCCGUUAACCAGUUAGGCUAACUAAGGAAAACGUAAACAACAAAGGGUUAAUAGUGUUGUCUGCAAGCAUUCCACAUGUUAGCAUUAACCACAGCUGAACGUGGUUAAGCUACCCACAAAGUCCAGAGUGUAGUCUGAAGCAGGCCAGUCUGUAUCCCUUAUUGAAGGUCUACUGUUUUAGCUCCUGUGGUGAGGUUUUUAACUAUUGUACUUUGUUUGUUUCAGUUUUUGUAUUAUUUUUUAUCAUGUUGUGUCAGCAUAUGUCUGCUUGGCUUUAUAUUGAGCUGGAUUUUGUUUAUUGCAAUCUUCUUGAAUUGUUUUAAAUUGCACUGUACAACAGCUAGAGAAAUCUAUUUAUGAAGCAUUUAAGAAACAAUAUUUACAUGCUUUACCCAUUAUCAAUGGACAUAGGGGACAAACCCCAAAGCAUAGCAUAAAAAUAAUUAACAUGCCUGGACCUCUUCUGGCUGUGUUUAUCCCCACUCCUCUCAUGUAGCAUCCUGGAAGUGGGAAUUAUUGCAGCUACUAUUUAUUUCAUUUCAACAGCACGAGUUAUUGAGAUGGGGUUUAUGUAUGGUUUUGAAAAUGGAAUUCACUGCCACAAGAUGUUUUGAUGACUACUGGGUCAGACAAAUUAACGAAGUAUAGGUAUAUCAGUAGCUAUUAAACAGGCUGGCUAACUGGAACCUCCAGUCAUCAGAGGUAGUAUGACAUUGACUAUCAAUUGUUGUAGGGAGGGAAACAGUGAGGGAGGACUACUGCCCUUAUGCCCUGUCUGUGGGCUUCCUGGAAGCAUCUACCUGGCCACUGAAGAAACAGGAUGCUGGAUUGGAUGGGAUUUUUUGGCCCGGACUCUAGAGUUGGACAUUGCACGAUUGAUACCCACCCUUCAAAAAUAAGUAUCGUUAAGGUCACAUUGCAGAAAAUUUGAUGUGGCAGGUGUUACUCAUCAUUUAAGGCCAUAUCACAGACAAUUUGGUGUGGCAGGUAUUACUUAUUGCACCACAGCAGAUCUUUGGCGUCUGUUCCCACACCCCAAUUUUAUAGCAUAAAAUGCACAAGUUCAACAAAGGCUAUUAGAAACUAUUACUUAGCCUCUCCUCUAAGCAGCACUUUUCUAGAAAUCAGGAUCGUUACUCUCCUUCUGUAGACACUCCUGAGAGUGCAGCAGCAAGUUCUUAACCAGCAAUGUAAUAUUUAGGAGUAACUUCAUGCAUUUUAUCCUUGCAACGGGACUAAGCAAGAAGCCAACUAUUGUGAAACAGUUCCUUGCACAUCAUUCACAAGUCCUCUGAUACCUACUUUGUUAAGCCUCUCUGGCUUAUGCCAAAAUUGUUUUUUGAAGAAUAGAGGCAUGCAUCUUUCACUUUUGAUGUGGCAGGGGCUUUAAAGAAGAACAGCCUUCUGCUGUCCUUGAAGGUCUGUUUGAUUUAUACAUCAACGCCUCUAAAAUAUUUCUAAUAAUAAGGGGA
Messenger RNA from Elgaria multicarinata webbii, 3406 nucleotides. Its product is annotated as endothelial protein C receptor-like. The record is from RefSeq and is a predicted model, not a curated record. Bases 32 to 727 code for a protein of 231 amino acids. NCBI's taxonomy places the organism in Eukaryota, Metazoa, Chordata, Lepidosauria, Squamata, Anguidae. Gene Ontology annotation, molecular function: signaling receptor activity. The transcript has 4 exons. Gene Ontology annotation, biological process: negative regulation of coagulation.